GUCGCCGUAAGAACAAGCAUCCAUCUGGUUUAGCUAAGCUAACGGUGGAGCCGAGAUGGACGACGGGGACGAGCCGGGGUUGGUGCUCUCUCACACUUCUUCAGGAUCCAAGACGGGGAGUGACAAGAUGUUUUCCCUGAAGAAAUGGAACGCCGUGGCCAUGUGGAGCUGGGACGUGGAAUGCGACACGUGUGCGAUUUGUCGGGUACAAGUAAUGGACGCGUGCCUCCGAUGUCAGGCGGAGAACAAACAGGAAGACUGUGUUGUUGUUUGGGGCGAGUGCAACCACUCCUUCCACAACUGCUGCAUGUCCCUUUGGGUGAAGCAGAACAACCGCUGCCCCCUCUGCCAACAAGACUGGGUGGUGCAGAGAAUCGGCAAAUGAGGACUGAGCCCGCGGGUUCUUCUGAGCCGUUCUGCCAUUCUCCUGUGCCGCCUUCCUACUCACCAUCCCAUGUUUCCUGUAGUCACGGCGUGGAAGGAGGGCGGGGAACAAACACGUGCACAGAUCAGCUGCUGUACGCAUCAGAAGCCUCGGGGAGGGACAGAUGACAAUUUACAGUGUUUGACAUGUAAGAUUUAUUUGAUGUAUGUGGCGGUGUUUGGCACAAGAUGUGGUUUUUAUUUUAGAAAUAAAAGAAUUGUGAAAGCUC
Molecule: messenger RNA, 653 nt
Organism: Oryzias melastigma (Indian medaka)
Lineage: Eukaryota; Metazoa; Chordata; Actinopteri; Beloniformes; Adrianichthyidae
Gene: rnf7
Product: ring finger protein 7
Exons: 3
Coding region: 56-385 (109 amino acids)
Biological process (GO): protein ubiquitination; ubiquitin-dependent protein catabolic process
Cellular component (GO): Cul5-RING ubiquitin ligase complex; nucleus
Molecular function (GO): zinc ion binding; cullin family protein binding; ubiquitin protein ligase activity
Source: RefSeq, a predicted model, not a curated record